Molecule: messenger RNA, 534 nt
Organism: Tricharina praecox
Lineage: Eukaryota; Fungi; Ascomycota; Pezizomycetes; Pezizales; Pyronemataceae
Exons: 1
Coding region: 20-493 (157 amino acids)
Source: RefSeq, a predicted model, not a curated record
CCCACUAACGUGGGAAACCAUGCUGGAGAGGGAGCGGAAGGAGUUGGUGAAGAAAAACACCAACCUCAACUGCAUGCCGACGCCGCAUAAGCGGCAGGUGGAGAGGAAGCCGAUUGCUCGGCCUCCCUCCCCCACGGCUGCAUUGCAGACGAAAGCCGCCGCCGAUGGGCGGCGGAAGCGCAAGGCCCAUCUCCUGGAGACAGGAGUAGAGCUUGGUCCGGGCGAAAGCCCUAGCUCCGGCUUCGUGCCGAAGGAGCCGACACCGCCGAAGAGAGGCGUGCGGUGGGGGGCCCCCUUGGAGUCCGGAAACGGCUCCGAUGCGGAAACGCAUUCACCUACCCAGGCCAGGCUGGCCAGAAUUGAUGGCAGCCGGCUUGCCAAGGGCCCUGUGGCCCUUGACAAGUUUGGUAACCUGGAAGGUGCCUCGCCUCCCAAGGCGGGCACCUCUCCAGUCGUCAUCAAGAAGGUCCUCUACAAGGGCGAGAAGGCUUAGCCUUUGAACCCUUGUGGGCCUGGGGUGGUGUCCUAGGGGGG